AUGGAAUCUAUGUCAAUCAAUCGUGUUGUGCGUCACAACAAGAAAUUACCACAGUCUAGAUAUUCUCCUUAUAGUAAAGAGACAUACCUAAACAUUGAGAAGGAGAUGAAGAAAGAUGAGGCUAAACGUUUGGGAGUUGAGUUCUCUCUCUUUGUGGCUGAAGCAAUGUUCUUAUUAUCUGAUGACCUACGUUCUAUGUUACUCUUCUGUCUUUGGCUAUUGAAGGAUGCAGGGAACAAAGGUCUUACCGCACCCGUGGUUGUAGGAAGAGAAAUGGAUCGCAUUGUUUCGAUUCUCGGAAAGAGAGAAAGCUCUUCUUGUGAGGAAGUGAAAACGUCUGAUUUAGAACACUAUAACCAAGAGCUGAAUAAGCUAGAGGAGACUUUGAGGUCUGCCAAAGAGGUUUCAGAAGCGAAUGGAUUCGCGAGAGAAGCGAUAAAGUCUAACAUUGUUUAUUUGUGGAAGUGUCUCUUUGAAACAUCACAACCUAAUGUGAUAAACCUUAAGAAUAGAAUUCUUGAUAUGUUUACGCCUCUCUUGAUCCAAGUAAGGGAGGAUGCUUGCUCUCGUCUUAUUGCUUCUUUACACAUAUGA
This is a messenger RNA of Arabidopsis thaliana (thale cress), 594 nucleotides long. RefSeq lists its product as uncharacterized. The coding region runs from base 1 to 594 and encodes 197 amino acids. The transcript is spliced from 2 exons. Lineage: Eukaryota; Viridiplantae; Streptophyta; Magnoliopsida; Brassicales; Brassicaceae. The record is from RefSeq and is marked reviewed.